ACUGCGGAUAGCAGUGCCUUAGCGACUAGAUUAAACCUUAUAACAAAAAGACAGCAGCAGAAACAACAACAACAAAAACAGUUUCAGCAACGCCGCAGAGCUCAGAAGCAGGGUAUGCUUCAAACGGUUACUUUGGCCUCGCGUCGACUUAAUUCUUCUUGCGCCGAGCUCAUCUCAAACCCUUCAGAUUUAUCCCUUGCGCAUCAUCAAUGGCUGUCUCCUAUUUUGCGCCGUCCGCUAAGACAACCACUUUCACAGUCUUCACAGUUGACCUCAGCAUCCUUGGAAGUCGUCCCUGACCACUCACCUCCUGGUUCUAGUGGCAGAGCAAACUGUCGUGCUUCUCAGUCAGUAGCUUUGUCCACUCGACAUGUCACAGGCUGUUCAUCUGCUCUGUGUCGUCAAGGCCAGUCCCCGCGAUCUCCCAAAAAGCCUCAGAGCAGUACUACACUUUUGAAUGACCAGAUGGCAAGCACUUGUCGAAGACUGCGUUCACCCAUCAAGCGAUAUCCGGCCGUAGCUUCUGCUCGCCCCAGCCUUGGACUUACUAAUGGCGUGAUCCGUGGAAUUGAGUCACUUCGCCGCAGACCAGGGCGAUCUCGACCUCAUUUAGGCUCCACCGGUCAUCGAAGAGUUGGUUUUGUUGAGCAAGCAGAUGGCGAGGCCAGUUCUGGCACGGCUAGCAGUUCGGAGGAUGAUGACGUUGAAGAAGAAGAAAUGGAUGAUGAGGUUGAGCUUGUCGAAGACGAGGAGUCUUUGGUCGCUGGAAUGGACAGGGGCUUUGAAGUUGGCACCAGACGGCUGCGCAAUCGUUCCAAUGUUACUCAAGACUCCUCCGUUGUCUGGCUUACCGGCCAUGAGUCUAGUUAG
Protopolystoma xenopodis is the source of this 870-nucleotide messenger RNA. NCBI's taxonomy places the organism in Eukaryota, Metazoa, Platyhelminthes, Monogenea, Polystomatidea, Polystomatidae. The record is from the annotation of a GenBank genome assembly.